AUGUCAUCAAACGACGCACAAAAGGUUAUGGAAAAUGUUGCAUCAGUUGCAGCAGGUCAACCACAUGGAACUGGCUUUGCAAAGUCGGCAAGUGAUAUCGAUGUUGGUGAAACACUGCACGAAACGGGAGCACGAGUUGUUGCAGCUCUAAAAGGUGAUUUCAAAACAGCAUUGAAACCUGGAACGAAUUAAUGUGGCUCAUAGAUUCACCAAAAAGUGGCAGUACACAAAAACAGACUCAUUCUCUUCUCUAUGAUAAUCAUGAAUGUUAUUUAAUCACUUUUUUCCAAGGGGGAAACAGCAGACUCCGGGACUCCAAAAUGGUACAAUUAUUUGCAAAAUCCCUCAAUCUGUUUUAUCAUAGAAAUACU
Rotaria sordida is the source of this 371-nucleotide messenger RNA. The record is from the annotation of a GenBank genome assembly. NCBI's taxonomy places the organism in Eukaryota, Metazoa, Rotifera, Eurotatoria, Philodinida, Philodinidae.